Messenger RNA from Sporothrix schenckii 1099-18, 672 nucleotides. RefSeq names its product dihydrofolate reductase. NCBI's taxonomy places the organism in Eukaryota, Fungi, Ascomycota, Sordariomycetes, Ophiostomatales, Ophiostomataceae. The record is from RefSeq and is a predicted model, not a curated record. Gene Ontology annotation, biological process: tetrahydrofolate biosynthetic process; dihydrofolate metabolic process; folic acid metabolic process. The transcript has 2 exons. Gene Ontology annotation, cellular component: mitochondrion. The coding region runs from base 1 to 672 and encodes 223 amino acids. Gene Ontology annotation, molecular function: NADP binding; dihydrofolate reductase activity.
AUGUCUCCCCAACUGGCCCCCCUCGAGCUGACACUUGUGGUCGCCGCCACCGCCCGCGAUAUGGGCAUCGGGGCCAACGGCGGCCUGCCUUGGACGGGCCUGCGCAAAGAGAUGGCUUACUUUGCGCGUGUCACGAAGCGUGGGGAGGGCAACGCCGUCAUUAUGGGCCGCAAGACGUGGGAAAGCAUCCCGCCCAAGUUCCGGCCUCUGCGCGGCCGCGUCAAUGUGGUCAUCAGCCGGUCAUUUGCGCCUGGCUUGCCACAAGAUCCAGCCGGUGGACCCGAUGCUGGUCCCGUGGAGGCGUCAUCGUUGGAGUUGGCCCUGGAGUACCUGCGGACAAAGACCGCGGCGGCGGCGGCACCAGAAACAGCGAAUACGGCGAACAACCGCGUCUUUGUGAUUGGCGGAGCACAGAUCUACGCUGCCGCGCUGGGCUUGGCGGCGGCGCGGCGGGUGCUGUUGACGCGCGUACUGUCAGAUUUUUCCUGUGACACAUUCUUCCCCCUCGCGCUGGGAACAAGCAGCUCAACCGAGGCGACUCCCGACACUCCAAAAUGGGUGCAGCGGAGCCCGGAAGAGCACUCGGCGUGGAUCGGUGAAGAGGUGCCUGAAGGCGUGCAGACAGAGAAUGGGACAGAAUAUGAGUUUCAAAUGUGGGAGAGAGUAGAUUAG